Messenger RNA from Neurospora hispaniola, 1750 nucleotides. RefSeq lists its product as uncharacterized. Bases 431 to 1750 code for a protein of 439 amino acids. The record is from RefSeq and is a predicted model, not a curated record. The transcript is spliced from 5 exons. Lineage: Eukaryota; Fungi; Ascomycota; Sordariomycetes; Sordariales; Sordariaceae.
GAUGAUUUAGUUGCUGCCGGACAGUGAUCAGUAAAAUAACUACUCGGUAUCAGCCAUCAAUCACUCGUUUAGUCACCCCUCUCCGGGCAUCACAGUUCGCUCGACUGACCAUCUCGCCCUCGGUCUAUUGAUACCGGAAUCCUGUGAGCUGCAUCUCCCCGCUCAAUUCCCACGGCCCAGCCCACCCAAGUCGAUAGCAGAAGUUGCACUGUAUCCGUUGCAAGCUUGUUCCUACCGGUUUGUGGCUGUGGACACACUCCAUUCAAGAGGCUGCCCUAUCUCGCGUUCUUUAUCUGAGGGUCUGUACCAUCCCCCCAGACUUUAGAACUUUUUUUCUUUCCCCUUCCGCCCUCCUUCAUACGAAUACUCUCGUCUGGAAACCCUAUCGCCAGGAAGGACUUGCCUGGCGGAGAUCGACAACAACAACAACAUGUACGGAUCACGUCUGUUCGUCGGGGCGGCCACUGCCGCCCUCUCGAUAACAGCGGCGGCACAGAUUUUCAGUACCAACCCGAUCCCGUCCGCAGUUGCACCGAGUACGUUCGUCAGCAGCCAAGCGUCGUCUACUAGCUCCUCGACAUCCAUCUCCGCAACACCCACGAGGGCAGCGGGUCCAAACGUCAUUGUUAUCGAGGUGGGAAAACAUGGGCAUAUUUUCGAGCCACACGAAGUGACUGGUGCCAAGAAAGGCGAUGUCAUUCGCUUCAAUUUUUAUCCCACGGGUCACUCUGUUGCACGAGCUGAAUUCGAAUUUCCAUGUUUCCCUUGGGAACUCUACCACCCUAAUGAGGCCGGGAUGUGGUCCAGCGGCGAGAAUUAUACUGACCCCGAGAGCUUCGAUAAACCCCUUGAAUGGCAGUUCACACUUGACACUGAAGAGCCCAUGUUCUUCUACUGCUCCGCUCGUACUUCCUGUUCAACUCAUAAAAUGAUCGGUGUCAUCAACCCUAAUGCUACGCAUUCAUGGGAUGCCCAACGGAAGUACGCAGAACAAGUGACAUACGAUCUAAAGCCGGGAGAGACAUGGAAAGCUGAAGAUCCAAAUUAUGGAAAAACAGAUGGAAGCAAAAAGUCGGGCCUUAGUGCCGGAGCCAUCGCGGGAAUCGCCAUUGGCGCGGCCGCCGUGGUAGCCAUUGCCGCUGCCUUGGUCUUUUUCUGCGGUCGAAGGGGAGGGUUUCAAAAGGCCUAUCGCAAGAGCGCCAUUCAUCCGCCGGCACCCGCUACCGAUGCCGCUGGUGCUCCGACCAUGGUAGAGGCACAAUACCACAACCAACACAAUCCAGCCAGCCCUGUCCCGACACCGGCAGGCCUGAAGAGUCCCGGCCAAGCCAGCUUCACGACCUUCUCGACUUAUCCACACAUGGACCCCAGUGACCCGUAUCGAAGCAUGACGGCGAGCCCUCAGCACCCUCCAUACCCAUAUGGAACUCCCCCACCACAGCAAAACCCUGUCUCGCCGGGAUCUGUUUAUGGAUACAAUACUUAUAAUGGACACGCAAUGUCCGCGCCUGGGAGCGCGCCUGUUCCCGGGCCCAACUCGCCUCUCAUGAUUGGAGAACUCAGCUCGGUUCCUCACUCGCGUGAUGUUAAUUAUCAAGCUCCGGUCGAGCUUCCAAGCGGAGACGGCACCUCAGUCAGGCCUCCGUCGACGAUGCCGGGAUCGCCUCCUCCGCAAUAUGAGAGCGGGAGCAACGAAGGUGCCAAACAGGGUUGGACAGUUGGUGAGGAGAAUCAAUUUCAGAAGCGAUGA